Molecule: messenger RNA, 7661 nt
Organism: Oncorhynchus keta (chum salmon)
Lineage: Eukaryota; Metazoa; Chordata; Actinopteri; Salmoniformes; Salmonidae
Gene: arhgap46b
Product: Rho GTPase activating protein 46b
Exons: 10
Coding region: 288-3536 (1082 amino acids)
Biological process (GO): signal transduction
Cellular component (GO): cytoskeleton; cytoplasm
Molecular function (GO): protein binding; GTPase activator activity
Source: RefSeq, a predicted model, not a curated record
ACACACCUUCACUUCCGGCACAUGUUGUGCUCUGACUGAGGCAGGACUUUAGACUCCGCAGGAAGUGUGUCUGAGCAGGGAGAACUGCAGACUUACAGUAGAAGGACAUUACUGUUGGUUGUGUUUGAUCUCUUUCCUCUUCAGUAUCUCUCUCUGUCCUCAAGAACGACAGCAAUAACAGGAAGUAGGUUCUCUGUGUGAACAGCAACAGUCCCUUUUGUCUGGUGUGACGGACGGGACAGGGCUGUGACUGGGUGGAGAUCUUGGAGCCGCGCUCGCAGGAGCGCAUGUACGUGAACCUGGCCUCGGGGGAAUGUGGCUGGGAGCCCCCCCCAGGCGCCGCCGUGCGCCAGUCCGACGGCAGCCAGUGGUGGGAGCUGUUUGACAGCCACAACAACCGCUUCUACUACUACAACAGUGCCAGCCAGCAGACGGUGUGGCACCGGCCCCAGGCCUGCGACAUCGUGCCCCUGGCCCAGCUACAGGCCAUGAAGAGGAGCUCAGAGACGGGCCUGAGCGGCCCCAUCAAGCCCCAGAGAGGGGGAGGAGAGGGCCGUCGCACACCCCUACCUAACCAGGCCUACCCCAUGCCCCCCUCCCAGGACCCUGACAGCAGCGGGAGGUCAACCCCGUCUAAGGGGCUCUGUGACAGCCUGGAGAACAGGAAAGAUACCCCCAGGGACACAGGUCAAAGAUGGCAGCCUGCUCCAGGGUCGAAGGCAGCCAUGUUAGUGAAGGUGAACAGCAUUGGCAGGAACCAGUCCGUGGUGCCCCCUAGCACCCUGCACCUCCUCCACCACAACAACCUCAGCCCUGGAAGCCCUGCUGUGUACCAGGUCCACUCCGACAGACCCAGCCCUGCAGGCAAGAUGGCUGCCCCCGUGGACCCCAAGCAAGCUUUCCACCUGAAGAAGGGAGACAAUGGUAACUUCUGCCUGGUGAUGCCCUCCACUGGCAGCAAGGUCCACCAGACCCCCCAGAGGUCUCAGGCUGGCACCCCCAGGCCCUCCUCGCCCCAGUACGGUGCCACUCCACCCAUCUAUGAUGAACCCCCCAUGGAUCCACCUAUAUAUGAUGAACCCCCCAUGGAGGUGGAGGGGGCCCACCUCCUGAACAGGCCCUUCACCCCCUCCACCAGCCUACAGAGGGUCCGCCAGCCCCAAUCGCACCCCCAGAACCAAUCCCAGCAGCAGCCCAAGCUUCUCCAAUACCCAGCUUCUCACCUGAGCUCCAAACACAAGAGAAACCCCUCCGCCACAGAUUACAGCCCCGCUGGACGGGAGUGCAUCAAACACAUGGUCAACGUGGACCCUGCCACCUGCAAACAGAGCCCCUUAUCCCAGCCUGUCCAGACAGAGCAGGGCCCUGCCCCAGAGCCUGCCCUGCCCCCCUCUCCAUCCCCCUCCCCAGCCCCAGGUGCGAUCCAGCCCAGGCCCAAGGAGGUGAGUCUAGAGAAGAAGCAGUCGUGGCGUCUCCUGGAGGCCAGCGCGAGGAAGAACAUGGAGGCCCGACACAGCCGACAGAACAGCCUGGCCUCCCAAGAGUACCCGGCACCGGCGGCUGUUACCUACCAGGACUCAGGCUACUCUACGGGGCCCUCGCCCAGCCUGAGGAGGAAGAACCGCAGGAGAGCUCUGGGCGGAGGGGCUGGGGGUGCAGGGCAGGGCCGGCCAGGCUCGGUGGGCAGCACUGGGGAGCUCAGUGCCCUGAAUGAGAAGCUGAUGGCAGAGAUGCGGGCGGUGGUGAGUCGCUCAAACACCCUGCGUGGCAGCAAGGCCAGCCUGGACACAGAGAUGUCUGAGGGGUCUGUACCACGGGCCCGUUCCCCCUUGAACUCCCUAAAGAAGCACGGGGGCCGCAGCGCCUCUCGGGAGGACAUCAGUGCCAGUAACCGCUCUCUGUAUCGGGCCGGGAGCGGGAGUAACCACGGCGACGUACCCCUCUCGCCCUUGGUGUCAGACGGCAUGGUGCGUCAGAAACGGACCUAUGAGAAGGUGGACACUCUGGAGAAAAGCAUCACCAGCCAGAACAGCCUGUCCUCCCCAGAGCCCCCCAUGUCCCCCUCCCAGGCAGGAACACUGGAAUCCAAGGCCCAGUCCGAGUCCUCAUCGCACGGGGGAGGUAAUGGUCACGGGGGCACCCGGGGUUCCCCCCAUAGAGUUAUCGUGACUGGAGACAGAGGAGAAGGUGGGGGAGUUGGAAAAGGAGGUUUGGGUUACCAGUACCCUUACACCACCCUCUGCAAACCUCCUCCAGACGCCAACAUGGUGGACUGGGCCAGUAAGAACCUGAACCAACACACUCAGGGCCUGUUCCGCCGCCGCGUCUCCAUCUCCAACAUGCUCUCCUGGAACAGGGGCUCCAUCAAGAAGCCCAUGCUGAUCACCAGCGACCGCACAGUCAAGAAGGAGGCCUGUGAGAUGUUCAAACUGGUCCAGGCCUACAUGGGGGACCGUCCAGCCCGGCUGGAGCGCCGUCACGCUGCCCUGCUGGUGGUCACUAAGUGCUGGGGCAUGCAGGGCCUGAGGGACGAGUUGUACGUCCAGCUGGUCAGACAGACCACUGACAACCUGAACCUGAGAAGCCUGGAGGCCGGCUGGGAACUCAUGGCCAUCAGCCUGGCCUUCUUCUCCCCCUCACCCAAGUUCAGACGCUACCUGGAGGGGUACAUUCAGAGACAUCUGGAGCCAUCCAACGACAAGAAGAUCAUGCAGCACAUUACGGAACAACAGGACAUGAAGAACAAGAAGAAUUCAAAGUCCCGGAAGAAGAGGAAGCAGAACAAUGAGGAGGAAGAAGAGGAGGGCCUGCCAAUCAGCACUUAUGCCAAGUACUGCUAUCGCAAGCUGCAGAAGGUCGCCGUCACUGGGGUCAAAAAGGGUCUAAGGAAGCCCACCCUGGAGGAGUUAGACCAGGGGAGGAAAGACAUUGUGACCCCCUCCCUGUUCGGCAGUGCUCUGGAGGAGAUCAUGGAGCGUCAGAGUGAGCGGUUCCCGGAGCGCAGGCUCCCCUGGGUGCAGGUGCAGCUGUCCCAGUACGUCCUGGCCCUGGGAGGGGCCCAGACAGAGGGAAUCUUCAGGGUGCCUGGAGAUAUUGACGAGGUGAAUGCACUGAAGCUGCAGGUGGAUCAGUGGAAUAUUCCAGAAAACCUUGGCGACCCCAACGUCCCAGCGUCUCUGCUGAAGCUGUGGUACAGGGAGCUGGAGGAGCCAGUCAUCCCUCAGAGCUUCUAUAAGCAGUGCAUUAGUAACUAUGAGGAUCCAGAGGCAGCGAUCAGUGUGGUGCAGUCUCUGCCUGAGCUAAGCAGGCUGGUGCUCUGCUACUUCAUACACUUCUUACAGGUGUUUGCCCAGCCCGUCAAUGUGAGUAAGACCAAGAUGGACGUGAACAACCUGGCCAUGGUGAUGGCUCCCAACUGUCUCCGCUGCCAGUCGGAUGACCCGCGCAUCAUCUUUGAGAACACACGGAAAGAGAUGUCCUUCUUACGCAUGCUCAUUGUUCACCUGGACACCAGCUUUGUCAAGGGCAUCAUCUGAGGAGGCCUCCUCUAGACCGCUCACACCACUCUCUACUGCCACCUCACCCACAACAAGCCCGCUGUUCCUUCACACAUGUCACAUGUCAACCUUCUCUCUGGUUCACUAACACCACAUUCUGAGGACUACAGACAGUGGACUGCCCGGAAAGUGACUGGACAUCAAGACAGAUUUCCUGCUCUGAAUCAUCUCGUUUGAGACUUUGGGACAAGCUCACAUGUGAUGGUAAUGGGAGACCGUUCAUCAGUUUUAAAGCACACUGCAGGACAUACUGUACAUACUAUAUGUAUCUCCCCAUGUUUCUGCUCCAAACACUGGACCGUGCUGGCGUGAGAUUCAGCAUAUGAAGAGCAGUCACAAUAGGAGACUGUGAUGCACAUUAAGCCAGAGUGCAGGGAGAAAUCAAGACAAAUCUCAUUUGUAAAUAUGGGUUUUUAAAGGAUUACUUCCUGCUAUGAGUGCCACAUACAUAUCUGACGCUAUGGUCAUGAAUUAUGUCUCGUCAUGUGUUCUGAAAUAACUAAAUGAGGGGAAACCCACUCCGUAUUAUCACCAUUCUCUUUCCUUUAUUGUAAUAGUGUAUUCAAGCAAUGUUUUCCUUCUCAUUCUAAGUUAAUUUGGAAUGCUUUUUUGUCUAAUUUAAUAUGAAUUCUGUCUGGGUUGACAGAGCUGCAGGAUGAGUUGACAAAAAAGGUUUAUGCUACUCCUGACCUCUCCACUGGCCUCAGAGACAGGUUCACUCUGGAGGUAAAAACAAAAACAUUUAUUUCUGAAUUAAAGUUUCUCUAGCAGGAAAAAUGAUUCCCAAUCAGUAAGGCAUAGAUGUGUGUACAUGUGUUAGAGAUACAGUCUUGGACUAAAAUCAUUAGGAGCAUUUCUUGUAGCACUUUCAGCUGUUUUACUCCAGACACAUACAGUGGGCUUAUUUCCCAUCUGUUCAGAGAAACACAAUUAUACCUUUGAUGGAGCUUGUAAAAAAGCAAAGUUGAGCUAUUAGCAGGUCAGGGGAAAAGAAUGCAGGAGAAAAUGAGAGUGCUGUCGCUGCCUGUAGCUAAAGCCUCACCCACGCCAACAGUUGUGAAUUUACAGUGCGAGCCAUAGGGAGGGGCCAUCUGGCAGUGGUUUGAGGGUCUGAGGUACAUUAGUGCCAUAGACUGGGAGGAAAACCAUUAAGACAAAACACAAGCUGAUUUACUAUUUUUAGACAGUGUUGCCUAACAAGGACUUUCCUAUUCCUCUAAAUAUCGUGCCUCAUGGGGGGAAGAGGGUUUCAAAUCCAUAUUUCAGCUGUCUUAACAGCCUCGCUGUCGCUGUUAUAUUUAGCAGUGUUGUCAGGGUUUGGGUUUUAGCACCCCACAUGUUUUCUCUGUGUCUACCUCAUCUUAGUGAUGGGCUCUGUGCUGCAAGGCUGUCCGUGUUUGUGGGUGUGUGCGGGUUUGUGUGCACGUGUAUGUACGUUUUUGCACAUCAGUGUGGGUGUUUGUGUAUCGACUGUACAUGUGUGUGUGUGUGUGUGUGUGUGUGUGUGUGUGUGUGUGUGUGUGUGUGUGUGUGUGUGUGUGUGUGUGUGUGUGUGUGUGUGUGUGUGUGUGUGUGUGUGUGUGUGUGUGUGUGUGUGUGUAUCAGAGAUAGAGAAGCUUGUGUUCAUACAGCACACUCUCCCUAAUUCCUGGAAGCUGGAGCCCCUAAAUUAGAGGGUGUGUUUAGCCAGAAUAAUGUAUCUGGAGGCUAGAUGGUUGUUAACCCUUUUCUGCAGUCACAGCUUUUACAGCGGCCUCCAUUUCUGCUUUACUAUUCAUCUUUUGAAAACCUAAACCCCCAGGGUUGAGUACUCCAUAGCCACAUUGGAGGAUAUACCCAGCUUUCCAUCACCUCCAGCCAGCAGGGGCAGUGCUGAGGUGGGCAGGGUGCACAGUGCUGGUAUUUCUGGGAGUGCAUCAGGGAUAUACAGUUGAAGUUUACAUACACUUAGGUUGGAGUCAUUAAAACAAAUUUUUCAACCUCUCCACACAUUUCUUGUUAACAAACUAUAGUUUUGGCAAGUCGGUUAGGACAUCUACUGUGUGCAUGACACAAGUUAUUUUUCCAACAAUUGUUUACAGACAGAUUAUUUAACUUAUAAUUUACUGUGUCACAAUUCCAGUGGGUCAGAAGUUUACAUACACUAAGUUGACUGUGCCUUUAAACAGCUUGGAAAAUUCCAGAAAAUGAUGUCAUGGCUUUAGAAGCAUCUGAUAGGCUAAUUGACAUCAUUUGAGUCAAUUGUAGGUGUAACUGUGGAUGUAUUUCAAGGCCUACCUUCAAACUCAGUGCCUCUUUGCUUGACAUCAUGGGAAAAUCAAAAGACCUCAGAAAAAAAAUUGUAGACCUCCACAAGUCUGGUUCAUCCUUGAGAGCAAUUUCCAAAUGCCUGAAGGUACAACAUUCAUCUGUACAAACAAUAAUAUUCAAGUAUUAACACCAACACCGUCAUACCGCUCAGGAAGGCGGCUCGUUCGGUCUCCUAGAGAUGAACGUACUUUGGUGCGAAAAGUGCCAAUCAAUUCCAGAACAUCAGCAAAGGACCUUGUGAAGAUGCUGGAGGAAAUCGGUACAAAAGUAUCUAUAUCCACAGUAAAACGAGUCCUGUAUCGACAUAGCCUGAAAGGCAGCUCAGCAAGGAAGAAGCCACUGCUUCAAAACCACUAUAAAAAUAGCCAGACUAUGGUUUGCAACUGCACAUGGGGAAAAGAUCGUACUUUUUGAAGAAAUGUCCUCGGGUCUGAUUAGACAAAAAUAGAACUGUUUAGCCAUGAUGACCAUCGUUAUGUUUGGAGGAAAAAGGGGGAGGCUUGCAAGCUGAAGAACAACAUCCCAACCGUGAAGCACGGGGGUGGCAGCAUCAUGUUGUAGGGGUGCUUUUCUGCAGGAGGGACUGGUGCACUUCACAAAAUAGAUGGCAUCAUGAGGGAGAAAAGGAUAUAUUGAAGCAACAUCUCAAGACAUCAGUCAGGAAGUUAAAGCUUGGUCGUAAAUGGGUCUUCCAAAUGGACAAUGACCCCAAGCAUACUUCCAAAGUUGAAGCAAAAUGGCUGAAGGACAACAAAGUCAAGGUAUUGGAGUGUCCAUCACAAAGCCCUGACCUCAAACCUAGAGAGAAUUUGUGGGCAGAACUGAAAAAGUGUGUGCGAGCAAGGAGGCCUAGAAACCUGAACUCUGUCAGGAGGAAUGGGCCAAAAUUCACCCAACUUAUUAUGGGAAGCUUGUGGAAGGCUACCCGAAACGUUUGACGCAAGUUAAACAGUUUAAAGGCAAUGCUACCAAAUACUAAUUGAGUGUAUGUAAACUUCUGACCCACUGGGAAUGUGAUGAAAGAAAUAAAAGCUGAAAUAAAUCAUUUUAUCUACUAUUAUUCUGACAUUUCACAUUCUUAAAAUAAAGUGGUGAUCCUAACUGACCUAAGACAGGGAAUUUUUACUAGGAUUAAAUGUCAGGAAUUGUGAAAAACUGAGUUUAAAUGUAUUUGGCUAAGGUGUAUGUAAACUUCCGACUUCAAUUGUAUGCUGAGCAUGCAGAACAAGGAGGAAGAUGUCAUGGACAGAGCCCAUACUCUUACGCACUGAACUCCCAAAGCUCUGGUUUAACUCGUCUCCAUCAUAUGCUCUUCUGUGGAUGACGGCUGUACAUAUUCAGUUUGAUAUGUGAAUAGCAGUAUGGUCUUUGGUCACUGAUUGUUCAAACCAAUUAGUUAUAACAUGAUUCAACCAUAUUGUUAAAAAAUAUCAACCUAAUGUUCCAUUCUACAGUAAUGUCAUUAUUCUCUUCAUUUGACUUAAAUGCUCGUGGUGCAACUCAUCAGUGUCAUUUUUCAAUUUGAUAAAUAGCCUAACCUUUGACACAAUCUUUUUUCGUCCUUGGAAUGAGUGUUGAUAGUGGUUGUUGAGAUGAUAGAAUAACUUAGGUGUGUGAUGUUUACACUGUGUGUGGUUACAGUUACAACAUGUGUGUGCACCUCAUCCAUUGCACUUCUAUCUCUAAUCCCCGGUCCUCACAUGAUGGAUGCUAUUGACUAUUGUUGUAAAUAUGCUUGCAGGUCUUUGGGGUAUGCUGUUUGAAAAACAAUAAAAACAGCAAUGGCAAUUGUGA